Messenger RNA from Nematolebias whitei (Rio pearlfish), 636 nucleotides. It is a transcript of the gene polr2d, whose product is annotated as RNA polymerase II subunit D. Gene Ontology annotation, molecular function: nucleotide binding; translation initiation factor binding. NCBI's taxonomy places the organism in Eukaryota, Metazoa, Chordata, Actinopteri, Cyprinodontiformes, Rivulidae. Gene Ontology annotation, biological process: mRNA export from nucleus in response to heat stress; transcription initiation at RNA polymerase II promoter; nuclear-transcribed mRNA catabolic process, deadenylation-dependent decay. Gene Ontology annotation, cellular component: P-body; RNA polymerase II, core complex. Bases 7 to 618 code for a protein of 203 amino acids. The transcript is spliced from 4 exons. The record is from RefSeq and is a predicted model, not a curated record.
UCUCAGAUGUACCGGAAGCAGCGGCAGCUAACCGGAAGUGGCUCUGUGGUUGUGUGCAAGUUGAAGAUUCAGCGCGGUCUCCUUGUUAGCUUCCUUUUGUAUGUGUUUGCGGUCCCUGGACGGUCCCUGGACCCGCCUGGACCCUGUGCCCGAGCUGCCGGCUCUCCCCGCGGGCUGCGUCACGCCAUGGCGGCCGGAGGCGCCGCUCCUCCGCAGCUCGGAGAUGUGGAAGAAGACGCUUCCCAGCUGCUGUUUCCCAAAGAGUUUGAGAGCGCAGAGACUCUGCUGAACUCGGAGGUCCACAUGUUGUUGGAACACAGGAAGCAGCAGAACGAGAGCGCCGAGGACGAGCAGGAACUGUCUGAGGUCUUCAUGAAGACCCUCAACUACACGGCCCGGUUCAGCCGCUUCAAGAACCGAGAGACCAUCACAGCUGUCCGCAGUCUCCUCCUGCAGAAGAAACUCCAUAAGUUUGAACUGGCCAGUUUGGCCAACCUGUGUCCUGAAGCAGCUGAGGAGGCCAAGGCCCUGAUCCCCAGUUUGGAGGGUCGGUUUGAAGACGAGGAGCUGCAGCAGAUUCUGGAUGACAUCCAGACCAAGAGGAGCUUCCAGUACUGAUUAUUGAUUAUUCCUUCU